This is a messenger RNA of Cordyceps fumosorosea ARSEF 2679, 258 nucleotides long. RefSeq lists its product as hypothetical. The record is from RefSeq and is a predicted model, not a curated record. The transcript has a single exon. NCBI's taxonomy places the organism in Eukaryota, Fungi, Ascomycota, Sordariomycetes, Hypocreales, Cordycipitaceae. The coding region runs from base 1 to 258 and encodes 85 amino acids.
AUGCUAGGCAAGCUCUUGGUCCUCCCCGUCGUUCUCGGCGGUGGCAUGCUCCUCAUCAUCGUCGCGCUGUGGUAUGUCAAGGGCCGCAAGAACAACGAGGCCCCCAAAGACAUCGAGCAGCAGGCCUGGUUCCCGCCACCGCCGCCGCCGCCGGUCUACGGCCCGCCUCAGGCUCCGGUCUACGCGCCAAGUGCGGUGCGGCAGAGCCAGUACCGCGGCGGCCCUACCAAGCCGGCCCCUACGCAAGGCUGCCACUAG